Botrytis porri is the source of this 1191-nucleotide messenger RNA. RefSeq lists its product as uncharacterized. Lineage: Eukaryota; Fungi; Ascomycota; Leotiomycetes; Helotiales; Sclerotiniaceae. The transcript has 7 exons. The record is from RefSeq and is a predicted model, not a curated record. Bases 1 to 1191 code for a protein of 396 amino acids.
AUGCCUGCUACAGCGAAAAAUCCGACUAUCCUUCAACCAAAAGGUCUGAUCGACGAUAAAGGCAACUAUGCCUUGAGUCAGGGAGAUAUCUCGAACCUUCUCAAGUAUAUCUGGACUGGUGCCCUGCUUUCCACGUCGAAAGAAGAGUAUCUUCUCCACACAGGUAUCAAUGCAGACGAGUAUGACCAUCUCAGAGAAUAUAUCGACCCCCUUUUAGUGGUUUACACUGCUUGCAAAGGGCAUUGCGUGACCUUCAAGGAUGUCACAUACCGAAAGGUUGUAGAUUUGUCCAAUGCUGUGUAUAGCUAUGCCGGGAAAGCAGGCGGCAGAUUUGCGGGUUCAUACUAUGCGAACAUCAUUUCCAAUACAAUAAUCGUUUUUAAUGAGUUGGAAAAAGAUUACGAUGACCAAGACCAAACACUCAUCAAAAACUCAAAGAGUAUAGUCGAUUCUUUGGUUAAGGCGCAACUUAAAUCCAUUACCAAGCUACAAGACGACGCCAACAAGGUGGUGCAAGAUCUUCGAGACUUUGAGACCCUGGCAAAAGCCGAUCAGCUGGCUCUUACAGCUAGAAAUAAGAUAAUCACUGACAAAUUGACCGGCGAAGGUGGGGAUAUACAGAGGCUUCAGGAUGACAUUAAGACCAAGACCAAGGAUAUCUCCGAUGAUCAGGACGAAUACGAGCAAGAUAUCGUUAUUGCUGCAACUUCAGCCACAUACGCUUGGGCGAUUCCAGUUGGGCCUAUCAUAGCAGCUGUCAUUAUCGGCGUUUAUACCGAUAGGGCCAUCAAAAUGAAAGCAAAAAUAGAUGCUCUCAGGGACCUUCUUACGGACGACCAGGAUCAAUUAAAGGCAGACAGGCAGCUAGUGGCAGAUUUGACCUUAAUACAGACCGACUUGCAAAACGUAAUAAAUCAGAUUGGCCCGGCUAUCACCACCAUUCAGAAAAUGAUAGGAACUUGGGGCGCCAUCGCUACCGAUCUCGAAGAUAUCAAUACAGCCGUGAAGGAAGACUCCCCGGAGGUCAUGCCAGAUUUACAAACCAUCACACAGGAGUCCAUCCUCUCUCAGUGGAAUGAUCUAAAGGCGACAGUGGACGUAUACCGUAAAUCCGCUUAUAUUAGUAGCGCCCCCGAGCAAAUGACACUCGAAGAGUACUCCAGCAUGCUUCAAGCUGCAAUUGACAAUUGA